Pyrus x bretschneideri (Chinese white pear) is the source of this 3412-nucleotide messenger RNA. Its product is annotated as vacuolar protein sorting-associated protein 41 homolog. NCBI's taxonomy places the organism in Eukaryota, Viridiplantae, Streptophyta, Magnoliopsida, Rosales, Rosaceae. Gene Ontology annotation, molecular function: protein binding. Gene Ontology annotation, biological process: endosomal vesicle fusion; protein targeting to vacuole; vesicle-mediated transport. The record is from RefSeq and is a predicted model, not a curated record. Gene Ontology annotation, cellular component: late endosome; HOPS complex.
CUACAAACCGAAGGUACCCACACGAAGGAAAACUCAAACCAAACAGAUCUCUCUCUUCCAGUUCUCAACUCAAUCAUUCUUCCGCCUGUCUCUCCGAGGCGACGAAGCAACCACGAGAAGAGCUGAAGACGUACAUGACAAUGGCCCCGAUUCCGCCCGAUAACGGCGUCGCAGGCGACGACGAGAGAGAGGAUGAUGGCGAGGAGGAAGAAGAAGAGGAAGAGGAGGAAGAAGAAGAAGAGGAAGAGGAGCCGAGGCUCAAGUACCAGCGAAUGGGAGGCAGCAUUCCCACACUAUUAACGAGCGAUGUGGCGUCGUGCAUAGCCGUCGCAGAACGAAUGAUCGCGCUCGGGACUCACGGCGGCACCGUUCAUAUUCUCGAUUUUCUCGGGAAUCAGGUUAAGGAAUUCCCUGCUCAUACUGCUGCAGUGAAUGAUCUUAGCUUCGACAUAGAAGGUGAAUUUAUAGGAAGCUGUUCAGAUGAUGGGUCUGUUGUGAUAAGCAGUCUUUUCACUGAUGAGAAAAUGAGGUUUGAGUAUCAUCGCCCAAUGAAGGCUAUUGCCCUGGAUCCAGAUUAUGCAAAAAAAUCAUCUAGAAGAUUUGUAGCUGGUGGUUUAGCUGGUCAUUUGUAUUUUAAUACAAAAAGAUGGCUGGGCUUUAAAGAUCAGGUUUUGCACUCUGGUGAAGGUCCUAUACAUGCAGUGAAGUGGAGAACGAGUCUCAUUGCUUGGGCUAAUGAUGCAGGUGUGAAAGUGUACGAUACUGCAAAUGAUCAACGUAUAACAUUCAUUGAAAGGCCACGAGGAAGCCCACGUCCUGAGCUUUUGCUUCCUCACUUAUUUUGGCAGGAUGACUCAUUGUUGGUCAUUGGCUGGGGAACAUCAAUCAAAAUCACAUCGAUAAAAACAAAUCAGUCUAGAGCCACCAAUGGGACAUAUAACCAUGUCCCAUUGUCUGGUAUGAACCAAGUGGAUAUUGUGGCAUCCUUUCAGACCAGCUAUUUCAUUUCUGGGAUUGCCCCUUUUGGUGACACUUUGGUUGUUCUAGCCUAUAUCCCUGGUGAAGAAGAUGGGGAGAAGGAAUUUAGUAGCUCUGCUCCAUCACGACAGCAGGGAAAUGCAGAGAGACCAGAAGUACGUAUUGUAACAUGGAAUAAUGAUGAACUUUCAACAGAUGCCUUACCUGUACAUGGCUUUGAGCAUUACAAGGCAAAGGACUAUUCCCUUGCUCACGCACCUUUCUCAGGUAGCAGCUAUGCUGGUGGCCAGUGGGCCGAAGGUGAUGAACCACUGUACUAUAUUGUUUCCCCAAAGGAUGUAGUCAUUGCAAAACCGAGAGAUGCGGAAGAUCAUAUUGCGUGGCUUCUUCAACAUGGUUGGCAUGAAAAAGCUUUGGCUGCAGUUGAAGCGGGCCAGGGACGGAGUGAACUUCUUGAUGAGGUUGGUUCUAGAUACCUUGAUCAUUUGAUUGUGGAAAGAAAAUAUGCUGAAGCUGCAUCUUUAUGCCCUAAAUUAUUGCGAGGAUCUGCUUCAGCAUGGGAAAGAUGGGUUUUCCACUUUGCUCAUUUGCGUCAGCUUCCCGUGUUAGUCCCAUAUAUUCCAACAGAAAACCCAAGACUGCGUGAUACUGCUUAUGAGGUUGCUCUUGUAGCUCUCGCUACAAAUCCAUCUUUUCAUAAGGAGCUUGUGUCAACUGUUAAAUCUUGGCCACCCGUGAUCUACUCUUCACUGCCUGUUAUCUCAGCUAUAGAACCUCAGCUUAAUACAUCGUCCAUGACAGAUGCCCUUAAGGAGGCACUAGCAGUGUUGUAUGAGAUUGAUGGGCAGUAUGAGAAAGCAUUCGCACUAUAUGCUGAUCUUUUGAAGCCAGACAUUUUUUCCUUCAUUGAAAAGCACAAUCUGUAUGAUUCGAUUCGGGAAAAGGUUGUCCAAUUAAUGAUGCUAGAUUGCAAGCUUGCCGUUCCUUUGUUGAUCCAAAACAAGGAUUUAAUAACUCCAUCUGAAGUUGUCAACCAACUUUUGAAUGCAAGUGAUAAGUGUGAUUCCAGAUAUUUCUUGCAUGCAUACUUGCAUUCACUAUUUGAAGCAGACCCUCAUUCUGGAAAAGAAUUUCACGAUAUGCAGGUAGAGCUUUAUGCAGAAUAUGAUCCAAAGAUGCUACUUCCUUUUCUUCGCAGUAGUCAACAUUAUACCCUGGAGAAGGCAUAUGAAAUUUGUGUCGGAAGAGAUCUUUUAAAGGAGCAAGUCUUCAUUCUUGGAAGAAUGGGAAAUGCUAAACAAGCCCUUGCUGUAAUCAUAAAUAAACUUGGGGAUAUUGAAGAGGCUGUAGAAUUUGUAAAUAUGCAACAUGAUGAUGAACUCUGGGAAGAGUUAAUCCAGCAGUGUCUUCAUAAACCUGAAAUGGUAGGCAUGUUGUUGGAGCACACAGUUGGAAACCUAGAUCCUCUUUAUAUUGUGAAUAUGGUUCCCAACGGAUUGGAGAUUCCUAGGCUUAGGGAUCGGCUAGUCAAAAUCAUCACCAAUUACAGGACCGAAACAUCUCUAAGACACGGGUGCAAUGAUAUUCUUAAGGCUGAUAUCGUCAACCUCUUGGGCAAAUACUACAAAGAGGCAACGCAUGGAAUUUACUUGAGCAAUGAAGAAGAUGAGGCACGGUCAAAGAGAAAUGAUAGUAGGGCUUCUCAGGUGAUUGAGAAAUCGGUAGGUGUGAGAAGUAUGGAGGUUAAAUCAAAACCUAGGGGCGGUGCAAGGUGUUGCAUGUGUUUCGAUCCUUUUUCCAUUCAAAAUGUUAAUGUCAUUGUUUUCUUUUGCUGUCAUGCUUAUCACGUGACUUGUCUUAUGGAUUCCACCUAUACGAGUGAAAUGAAAGUCAGUGUGGCCAAUCCUAGUGAGAGAGUAGACGAUUAUGGGUAUGGUGAUAGUGAUGGUGAUGAUGAUGAUGACACCCAACCGGGUGGCUCUCGCAUGCGUUGUAUCUUAUGUACUACUGCUGCUAGUGGGGUGAAGUGAUGCAUGCGCUUGAUGUGAAUGUUUGCAGGCUAAUUAUUCUUUUGAUUCAGUUUUUUGUAUGCUCGCGCAAGUGUGAGGCUUUUAUUUAUUCUUUUGUUGUGCUCAUGGUGGUCCAUUCGUGUAUCAUAGUUGUAUGCAUAUUCUGGAAAGUGGCAUUUAUUCUUUGGCUAGCUUUUGAGGAUUGAUGCCAUCCGAGCGUGUUUCUGUAGCGCAAGUUUUGCAGGUUUGUUGAGUUGAUAUGUACCUACAUUGCGAUUGAUGGAGGUUGUUAGAGGCUGACAGAGUUUUCGGGAAGUGGAGGUUGACGGAGAAGCAAUUUUAUGUUUCGAUUUGUUGUCAUAAUUUUGAAUUUCUCCUCAUUCAAUAUUACGAUUCACAGCAUUUUAUCGAGUUGAUUAGUAAUC